UCGUUUUUGUCGGCCUAACGACUCAAAAAGCGACGUGCAGCAGUUGAACUGCGCAAUGGCCGCGCGGCAUCGAUGCCAACUAUCCCUCCGCGGCGGCGGCAAGAGGUCGAAGAUCCAAAGGAAGACGCGAGCGAGACGGUCAUCCACGUGAUCGAUGACGCCAGACAAGUCCGACGGGACUUCUUUUGCAAGCAGACCCAGCUGCUGGAGCACAUGAAGUACUUUGAAACCUGCUUGGCGGGUGUAUCUCCUGACGACGAGGUGGAGAUCUCCGUUCAUUGUGACAUCAAGGUGUUUGAGUGGCUGGUGGAGUACAUGGAAGGCUCUCGAGAAGUUUCUGCUCUUGACACAAAGGACCUGGUGUCCAUCCUUAUCUCAGCUGACUUUUUGCAGAUGGAGACGCUGGUGGAGGAGUGCCUCGCGGCCAUGCACAAGUCCCUGGCCGAGGUCUUGGCGGUGCCUCUGGACUUAGGCUGCAUCCCGGAGCGGCUGGCGGGGAAUCUCGCGGCGCGCUGCAGCCUCGAAGACUUAGAGCAGUUACAGGACGAGAAGGAUCGCUUCAAGAGUCGGCUGUACGUGCACCAGCUCAAGCAGUUGCUCUCCCAACCAGAGCAUGUGCUCUUUUGCUGCGCCCAAUGCCAGCGCCUCUGCGCGGCCUCUGAGCGGUGUUGGCACCUCUGCCCCGAGGCCGUCGCAGGCCUACCUGGCGACCUAAAAAAUCCGCUGCCGGCGCUGCUGCAGCACACUCCAGACAAUUCCUGGGACGUGGGGGACUUCUUCCAGCAGCUCUGGGCGCAACUCAGCAGCUGGCCGCGGAUCUUUUGGCAGGUCUGGGCCAGGCUGCAGCAGUUCGAGUGCAUCGUUUGCCACACCAGCUUUUGCGGCCUGGAGCUGGGGCGCUGCGCUGGCGCACAGUUGGACCCAAAGCAGGCCCACGUGCACGAAGAAGGCGAAACCGGAAGCUUCCGGGACCACGUGGUCGCAGCGGAGGGCCAGCCGAAGCUGCAGAUGCUCCUGAGGCACCGGGAAGUCCUGCAGGACGCGGAGGUGCUGCUGAAGGUGGCGACCCCAAUCGGAGGUCCAAAGCCAUCAGAGAGCACCAAGGACGCGGAAGCGCCGGCGGACUCAAAUGAGCAGCUGCUCCGGGGGAGGUACUGCUGCGACCGGCCGCCGGAGCAUGGGGCCAAAGCCGCCGGAACCAGCACCCCGCGGCGCCGGCCCCGGUCCGCCGGCAUGCGCACGCCGCGCGCGGAGAGCGGCUUGGAGUACAGGCUGCAGAGGUCGCCCUACCAAGACGCCAGCGCGUUGCAGGAGCUGUUCACUGAGGAGCGGCAGGAGAGUGGUGUCAGGACACCGAGCUUCUUCGAGCCAAAGUUGCCGAAGGGGGUUGCCAGCCAAAGAAAGCUGCAUCACAUGAUGGACAUGCUCAGGGAGGAUGAUCGCCGACGCAUGGACGACCUCACCACUCGAAUCUACGUGACUUGGAAUCUGCCGAUUUAUGACGGAGAGCUCACCUGGCUGGGGGUGAAACGCUCAAAAGCGAUGGAUGCCCAUGGAUUCGAUUCCCCCGUGCACACCUCGGAGCUGACCGUGGUAUACAAGCUUCAGCUGGCCCUGCUGGAGAGACGCCUGCGCCAGCGCCCGGAGAACGUCUUGCGAGCGAAGGCGGCCAGCCUCUACUGCCUCUCGGCGGAGGCCGAGUCGGGGUCCUCGGAGCGGGGAUGGCUCUUCGGCGAGGCGCAGCGGCAUCUGGAGAAAAUCCUCCAGAGCUCCGAGGAUCCGCAGUAUUUGCACUUCGUCUUGACCUCCGCAGUGGGGGCAAAGAACUUUUACCAGCUCCCACAGCUGACUGCACAGUUCAUGCGAAAGAUCGCGCUGCACCGGGACUGUAUGGAGGAGUUCAGAACUCGCAGCGAGUUCGAGGAGCGGGCCAGCAGCUACCACCUGGCGAAUGCCUUGGCCAUUCUCAAGGCGAGAGGUGUACUGGGUGGAGGGGUUAUCAGUGGUACGCUCUAA
Molecule: messenger RNA, 2016 nt
Organism: Effrenium voratum
Lineage: Eukaryota; Dinophyceae; Suessiales; Symbiodiniaceae
Source: the annotation of a GenBank genome assembly